AUGUCUGGAGAAAUUCCACUUACAGAAUACCUCUUCAGGAGGCUUCACUCCACCGGCCUACGCGCUGUCCAUGGCGUUCCUGGCGACUACAACCUCACACUCCUCGACCAUGUCAUCCCAUCCGGACUAGAGUGGGUAGGAAACUGCAAUGAGCUAAAUGCAGCCUACGCGGCCGAUGGAUACGCCCGUAUCAAAGGCAUCGGCGCAAUCGUCACAACUUUCGGCGUGGGUGAAUUAUCCGCAAUAAACGCUAUUGCCGGCUCAUACGCGGAAAUGGCACCCGUUGUACACAUCGUCGGUACGCCGAUUCGUGCUUUGCAGGAAAAGGGCGUGAAACUUCAUCAUACGUUUUGUUCCGGGUCUAAGCGUGACUAUGAACUUUUUGCUGAGAUGUAUGCCAAGGUAACUGUUGCGCAGGCUGACCUUGUUGAUAUUGAGCAUGCGCCGGGUCAAAUUGAUCGGGUUAUUCGGGAGUGUAUCCUGCAGUCAAGACCUGUUUAUAUCCAACUUCCGAUGGACUUGGUGGAUGCGAAGGUUCCAGUGUCUUUACUGGAGCAUGAGUUGGAUCUGAAGCCUGCGGUGAAUGAUGUCGCGCUGCAAUCGGGUGUUUGUGAUAUCCUUGUUCGUCGGAUCAUGGGUGCAAAGCAGCCCUUGAUUCUGGUUGAUGGUGGUACCUCGCGGUAUGGACUCUCGAAAUUGACCGAGGCUUUGGUCAGGGUGACCAACUUCCCAACUACUACGACUCCAUUUGGGAAGGGCAUUCUGGAUGAGACCCUGCCCAAUUUCCAUGGAAUUUAUGCAACAGUCGGCGAUCACGACUAUGCUUCCUAUGUCAAUAGCUGCGAUCUGAUUAUCAACAUCGGACCUGUUCACAGCAACGUGAAUACCUACUACUUCACCACCGUCCCCGAUAAGACGGUAACAAUCACCAUUGAGCGGGAUUCAAUCCAAGUCGGAGAGCGCAUUUGGAAGAUCUCACCAGCAUCCGUCCUUGACCAGGUCAUCUCGACAUUAAAGAAGGAAGGAGUCCCCAAGAUGGAUUUUUACCCUACUCUACCAAAUAUGCAGCAGACACUCGCAACCCUGCCUGGCAACAACUCACCCAGCGAUAAAUUCGCGCAGACCAAUUUCUGGCGUCGCAUGUCGAGCUUUUUGCGAUCGGGCGAUAUCAUCCUGACAGAGACCGGCACGCCAAGCAUGGGUGGGCGUGAUUUCAUUCUCCCUCAGAAUACAACAAUCAUCAAUUCCGCGGUAUGGUUAUCUAUUGGAUUUAUGUUACCAGCUACACAAGGAGCUGCCUUAGCGCAGCGUCACCUCACUGCCUCCGAUUCACAACAUCCAGCUGCACAGGGCCGAACGAUACUUUUCCAAGGAGAUGGGAGUUUCCAAAUGACCGCUCAAGAAUUGAGUACUAUUAUUCGCAACCGGCUCGAUGUCAUUAUUUUCCUGAUUAAUAAUAACGGAUACACCAUCGAACGACUUAUUCACGGGCCGGAGGAACACUAUAAUGAUGUUGCUUCGUGGAGAUAUCUUGAAGCUCCUUCGUUCUUUGGGGCUGAGGCUACCUCGACUUCUUAUCCGAUUUUUAAGGCGAAGGUUAGCACUUGGGGAGAGCUUGAUCGGAUUAUGGACGAUCGUGACUUUCAUUCUGGGAAGGGCUUGAGAAUGGUGGAGGUUAUGAUGGAUGCGCAGGAUUGUAAUGAUACGUUGAGGUUGUUGUUGGACAUUUAUAAGACUAAGUAA
This is a messenger RNA of Penicillium waksmanii, 1743 nucleotides long. RefSeq names its product alpha-keto acid decarboxylase family protein. Gene Ontology annotation, molecular function: thiamine pyrophosphate binding; magnesium ion binding; carboxy-lyase activity. Lineage: Eukaryota; Fungi; Ascomycota; Eurotiomycetes; Eurotiales; Aspergillaceae. Bases 1 to 1743 code for a protein of 580 amino acids. The transcript has a single exon. The record is from RefSeq and is a predicted model, not a curated record.